CCGCUCCGGGGAAGGUGGGCUUACCCUAGCGGGCGCGCCAGGUCUCAUCUCUAGCACCUCAGGGGCCCGCGCGGUCACAGCCGGCACCCUCGGGCAUGCGGACAAAGGGUUAACGCGUUGGCGGUGACUGCGGGCCCCGGAUGUGAGAGCCUCAGCUUGGCGCCCUGGCUGCGCUGCAGGUGCGCCGGGCCGAACGGAGCCGGCAGCCUGGCGGCGACCUGACCGCCCGAGGCUCCCCUUCACCUGCAGCGGCUGCUCGGCUCCCUCCGAGAACGCCGCCUUUUCUAACUUAAGGGCAACAGGUGGUGCCGGUGGACCGAGAGAGAGCCCAGCUCCGCCGUGCUGGGAGCGGCAGUUACCCUCACCAAUUACGGAGCGGGGGCGGGAGUUGCAUGGCUACCCUGAUGCGGGUGACCAAUGGGAUUUGGGAUCAUGGGUGGACCGGGAGGAGUGGGCGUGGUCGGAGUCUGAGUCCAAGGUUUCUAGUGCGAUAACUGCCAAAGCUGCUUGGAGAGCUAAGCUGGAAAGACGUGGGGGUGCUUAUCCCUGCGUGGAAACGCUUGCCAAUGCUUUCUCAUUUGGACCCAGACUCCGGAUCGGGAGCAGUCUUAUAGCUGAAUCAGCUACCAAGAGAAGUUCUAAAGCGAGAAGAGAAAAGCACUUCAAUUUGGGACAUUUAUUUGCACCUGGAAAUGGGGAAUGGGCUAUCAGACCAGACUUCUAUCCUGUCCAACCUGCCUUCAUUUCAGUCCUUCCACAUUGUUAUUCUGGGUUUGGACUGUGCUGGAAAGACAACUGUCUUAUACAGGCUGCAGUUCAAUGAAUUUGUAAAUACCGUACCUACCAAAGGAUUUAACACUGAGAAAAUUAAGGUAACCUUGGGAAAUUCUAAAACAGUCACGUUUCACUUCUGGGAUGUAGGUGGUCAGGAGAAGUUAAGGCCACUGUGGAAGUCAUAUACCAGAUGCACAGAUGGCAUUGUAUUUGUUGUGGACUCUGUUGAUGUCGAAAGGAUGGAGGAAGCCAAAACUGAACUUCACAAAAUAACUAGGAUAUCAGAAAAUCAAGGAGUCCCUGUACUUAUAGUUGCUAACAAACAAGACUUGAGGAACUCAUUGUCUCUUUCAGAAAUUGAGAAAUUGUUAGCAAUGGGUGAACUGAGCUCAUCAACUCCUUGGCAUUUGCAGCCUACCUGUGCAAUCAUAGGAGAUGGCCUAAAGGAAGGACUUGAGAAACUACAUGAUAUGAUCAUUAAAAGAAGAAAAAUGUUGCGGCAACAGAAAAAGAAAAGAUGAAUAUCAAUACCUAUUAUAUCUGUGUGGAGUAGGUUUUCUCUGGUCUGAUUUUGACAAAUAGAAGAGUGUCUACAACCUGGUUUGCCUGUCUGCCCUCCUGGAUGCUAUUAAAGCUUUGUUUUGUUGAACAAUCAGAUGCCCAACUCUGUUGCCUUGUGGAAGAUGAGUAAAUGCAGUGCUUCUUAAAGUGGUCUCUUCUCCCUACCCCACAAACAUUUUGGUACUAGCAUUUGGGGAAGCCAAGCUAGGAUAGGAAAUUGACCAGAACACAGUUGUGGAAAUUUGGCCUGAAGUUAGUGAAAUAAAACUUUCAAGAGUGUCUGCCUAGUGUUUUGUGCUUAUAUCUUUUUGCGGGGGAAGCCUUUGCAAGAAAACUGCAUACAAGGCUUUGUAAUGAUCAAGUGCUAAUCGAUGGAAAUGUUAAGGUAGAUUAACAUAUAUGCAGUUAUACUGAUCACAUUGGUCCAACCAGUCCUUUUUUGAAGUAAGGAACAAGGAGUAUUUUUUAAGUUUUGGCCAAAUGAUUUUUGACGCUUUCUGGAAUCAAGUAAUUUAAUGGUAUAGCUUAAUUCUAGACAAUGUUUAAGUUGGUCUGCCUUUAAUAAAAAUAAGAUAUUUGGGGUGUAUUCAAGUGCAUGGAUUAGUUUUCCUGACAAAGCAUGUUUUGGUGUGUAGUCUUACUUUUUAGAAAUAGCUAUGCAUCGUUCUACACAGGUUUAAAACAACUUUUUGGGGGAUUUAGGGCUACUAUAGAAAUAGUUUGUUGUCAGAAGCACUUUCUCUUGAAGAACCUAAAAUAAUUGACUCAUUCAUAGUAAAUAUGGGCAUGUAAACUAAUAAAUAUGCACUGGAUACAUAUAUGGAUUUAUGAAGAAGGAAAUUAAUGAUUUAGUCAAGAGGAUGUAAUUAAAAUAUGUGGUCUCUAAAAUAUUCCAGUUAUGAGAUAUUUGUUUUAUUAAUAUUUGCUGGCUGAAAACAAAUGUGGUUUUUAUAUAUUUUUGUAGUGUGUUGGGAAGAGCAAAAGCUUUAUAAAUAUACCUGAUGCGCUGUAGAAUGAAAAUGUAAAAGAUGCGCUGUAGAAUGAAAAUGUAAAAGAUACCCUGUAUGUGUUCUGAGCUUUAAUUUUUUGUUUACAAAUUGAACAGUAUUACAUGGGCUGUCCAGUCCUGAUUAUAGAGAGGAAGAAAUGGUAACAGUAUGGCAGAUAAGAAUUACAAUUAUAGAAAAUGAGGGGAAAGUAACAAACCUGUUUUAUGAAAAUUCAGUGGUGCUGUUUACAUUGGAUAAAAAGCUCUAUAAGGAGGAAAGACCUUUAUCUAAUUCUUAUCUACAGAUAGAGACUUACUUCCAGUGACCAUAUAUUACUAAAUCAGCUUAUUUUUUAUGUCUAAAGCAACAGCUGUUGGUUCUGAAAAAUCACUGAAAGAAAUGCAUUUUGCUAGCAGGAUUUGUUUUGGCUUUGUUUUUUGUUUUGUUUUGUUUUUUAGUGGCAUAACUGAGUGUUUGGAACCUUGAUUCUUGUGUCACACAAAAUGAAUGAAGUAGCUUCAUGUGGAGACUUCAUAUGUUAAAUAUUCCUGCACUAGUGAUGGUCACUUAGAAUGUUUAUAGAAAUGUGGAUAAUUACUACCAAUAAACUACUUGAGGCACUAGGAGAACAGUAUUAGAUUUUGAAUUUUAAUGUAUUUCCACUUUUGCUGAAGCUUUUAAUUAGAUGUGAAAUAACAACUGACCAGCUAGGCUGUUUAGUCCCAUAGUAGUUUAGAUCUGCUUAGAUGUGACAGGCAUCAAAGGCUAUUUUCUUUUUUUUUUUUUUUUUUCUCCCUUCACUGG
Cercocebus atys (sooty mangabey) is the source of this 3128-nucleotide messenger RNA. RefSeq names its product ADP-ribosylation factor-like 4A (gene ARL4A). The coding region runs from base 693 to 1295 and encodes 200 amino acids. Gene Ontology annotation, molecular function: GTP binding; GTPase activity. Gene Ontology annotation, cellular component: cytoplasm. The transcript has 2 exons. Gene Ontology annotation, biological process: intracellular protein transport; vesicle-mediated transport. NCBI's taxonomy places the organism in Eukaryota, Metazoa, Chordata, Mammalia, Primates, Cercopithecidae. The record is from RefSeq and is a predicted model, not a curated record.